AUGCAAAGUGAAAAGACGCACAAAAACCAACCCGAACGUGAGGAACACAAUCACGACCAAAAGAGGGGCAACAAAGAAAACCGAAACAGGGAAUGGGUAGAACAGGGAGCAAACAGAGGUCGCAAAACAAAGGCAAAAAAAGAAAUGAAUAGAGAGUGCGAAAAGAAGAGCGGAAGAACUGGUCCUAACAUGAACCAAAAUGAAGGCAGAAUCGAAAGGUCAUACCUUCUCCACGAAGGACGACGAAGAAAAACCAAGAAGGGAAAAAUAAACCGAAAGAACCACAUAGAAGGCGAAGCAAAAAGAGAUGAGAACACCGACCAACGACCGAACCAUAGGCAAGAGGGUCGAAAUGGGACCAACCAAGAACAAAAUCGAGGCGAUUGCACAAUGCCCAAUGACCAACAACCGCUUCCACGACGUCCGACCGAAGGAGAGAGCAGAGGAGAGCCAUUCG
Dovyalis caffra is the source of this 457-nucleotide messenger RNA. The record is from the annotation of a GenBank genome assembly. NCBI's taxonomy places the organism in Eukaryota, Viridiplantae, Streptophyta, Magnoliopsida, Malpighiales, Salicaceae.